Messenger RNA from Exophiala aquamarina CBS 119918, 636 nucleotides. RefSeq lists its product as uncharacterized. The annotation marks the transcript as partial. Gene Ontology annotation, cellular component: intracellular anatomical structure. The transcript is spliced from 3 exons. Gene Ontology annotation, molecular function: Atg12 transferase activity. The record is from RefSeq and is a predicted model, not a curated record. Gene Ontology annotation, biological process: macroautophagy; protein lipidation; protein modification by small protein conjugation. Lineage: Eukaryota; Fungi; Ascomycota; Eurotiomycetes; Chaetothyriales; Herpotrichiellaceae.
AUGCAUCAUCUCCAGGCUUUCCCUAGCAUCAGCGAGGCAGAGUUCGCCGAUGCUUGCGCAGCCAUUGAAGGAAGAUGCGCUGAUCGGUUGGCCGAUACCGACUGGCUGAGCGUAAAAUGGUCAGGCUCGGAGCUUCUCAUCAAACAACAGAGAGCCUUGAACCCAGUUCGGCCUGGGCUUGAUUGCGGGGACGACAAUAUCACGGAAGAACUUGUGGAAGAGCCGGUUGAUGGUGAAACUCUUUUACAGCGACAUCAAGAUUCCAAUAGCUUAAUCAUCGAUUUCUCUGUCACUUUAUCACCGACGUAUUGUGUUCCAAUGCUAUGGUUCUCCGGCCGACGACAAUCCGAUGGAAGACCAUUCAGCCUUGACCAGGUAUAUGAAUACCUAGUUCCUUCGGCAACGCAUACAACACUGCGGGGCAUCAGCGUGAUGGGAGGUAUCAGCAUGACACACCACCCAGUCUCAGACUUGCCCGCAUUUUUCAUACAUCCUUGCAACACUCCAGAAGCACUUUCUGUGCUUGCUGACGGUGCUGCACUGAUUCCAGAGGAUUAUUUGAUCCUUUGGCUUGGCUUGAUUGGUUCUGCUGUGGGUCUCCACAUCCCCAGUCAGUUCCUCGUCGUCGGACGAGAG